Dermacentor silvarum is the source of this 2077-nucleotide messenger RNA. It is a transcript of the gene Galt, whose product is annotated as galactose-1-phosphate uridylyltransferase-like. Gene Ontology annotation, biological process: beta-D-galactose catabolic process via UDP-galactose, Leloir pathway. The record is from RefSeq and is a predicted model, not a curated record. Gene Ontology annotation, molecular function: UDP-glucose:hexose-1-phosphate uridylyltransferase activity; zinc ion binding. The coding region runs from base 188 to 1255 and encodes 355 amino acids. NCBI's taxonomy places the organism in Eukaryota, Metazoa, Arthropoda, Arachnida, Ixodida, Ixodidae. The transcript is spliced from 11 exons. Gene Ontology annotation, cellular component: cytoplasm.
GGCAAACACGUUGGGCUGCGUGCGUGUUGCGUGUACAAACCGUGUCGUGGUACAAACAGUGGACACCGUGUUCUUGCUUUUACUUAACGAUUAAUUAUGCUUUAACUCAAUGUUCAGAUACAGCGAGCGAGCCGCCCCUGUGUUUUGCAGUUGACCACUCAUCAAAUAGCGGCCGCUACAAACGAAGAUGACGCUUGUCGCCAAAAAGCACCCUCACAUUCGAUACAACCCACUUAAGGACGAAUGGGUCCUCGUGUCUCCGCAAAGAACGCUUCGUCCCUGGCAGGGUAAAACCGAGAACGCUACCGACAUGUCGACGGCACGCGCUGUGGAUCCAAGCAACCCACUGUGUCCGGGAGCCAUGAGAGCUAAUGGCGAAGUCAAUCCGAUGUAUCAAUCUACCUUUACAUUCAGAAAUGACUUUCCAGCUCUCCUAGAGGAUGCCCCAAGUCUUGAAUCUGAAGAGAAUGCUGAUGAAUCUGGCCUCUUCCGCAUGGCCGAGGCUAGAGGCACUUGCCGAGUGAUGUGCUUCCAUCCAUGCUCUAAUGUGACUCUGCCCCUGAUGAGUCAAUCCGAAGUGGAGACGGUGAUCGAUGAGUGGGCUCUACAGACCGAGCAGUUAGGCCAAACUUAUACAUGGGUUCAGGUUUUUGAAAACAAGGGCCAAAUUAUGGGCUGCUCCAACCCUCAUCCACACUGCCAGAUUUGGGCAAGUUCAUUUAUGCCAAAUCAACCAAGACUGAAGGACAAAUCCCAGAAGGCUUACCUUGAAAAAACAGGGAAACCACUUCUUGUGGACUAUGUGUCCCAAGAACUGAAAAAGAAUGAACGCAUUGUUUUGGUGUCUGACCACUGGGUUGCUCUGGUGCCAUUUUGGGCUGUCUGGCCAUAUGAGACCAUGCUUGUACCUAAACGUCAUGUGACCAGGCUGUAUGAACUGAACGCUGCGGAAAAAUCAGAUUUGGCAAGUAUCAUGAGAAAGCUACUUACAAAGUAUGACAACCUCUUCAGUACCUCAUUCCCAUACUCUAUGGGUUGGCACGGUGCACCUACUGGCAAAUAUUUGAAUGAGGAUGUGUCACAUUGGCAGCUACAUGCCAUCUAUCUGCCCCCGCUGCUUCGAUCAGCUACUGUGCAGAAGUUCAUGGUUGGCUACGAGAUGCUUGCUCAGCCUCAGAGAGAUCUAACACCAGAACAAGCUGCCGAUACACUACGAGCCCAGUCCGAGGUUCACUACACACAGUGCUCAAGCUGAUUAGUGACAAAGCUGGUUCUGCUAAGCUAGUCUUCUUUUUUACACUAUUGGCAGAUAACCUACCUCUACUUAUAUUUAUAUAUAUAUAUAUAUCUUUGUGCAACUACUUGAGCAAGUCGAUAAGUCUUGAGCGGCACCAAUCUUUAUUAACAACCUGCGAUUCAAUGUUUUCUAGCUUUGUGUAUACUACGAAUGCAAUUUUGCGCACUGCCUUUUCUUCGUGACGCUAGAGGUCAUUUGAGAGGUUCGAAAUAUGCUGCAGAAUGAGUUUCAGUUUGCAAUAUUUACCAUUUUUAUGCACUUACAGGCAGGGUCAAAAGUUUACAUUCCGGAAUGCAGGUUCCUUGAAAAAGUCUAAUGGCAGCCCAGUUUUAGUGGAUUGAAACAGUCAUUGAAACAAUACAUUAUGUUCAUCGCAUACACUAUUACAAAUAGCACAUUUUAAAUCCAGGCUGCGUGCCCAGGCUCAGGAAAUAUUUUUCCCAAAUCCCACACCCUGUUAACUUGUAUAAGAAAAAAAAAACUUAUCAAAUAAUUGUGUUAAUGCACUGAUGCACUAGUGUUAAUGCAGCCACUUGUGCUUUUCAACACACGAGGCAGGCAUGAGAAAUAGGUGCCUGCAAGUUCCUUUUCAUAAUGUUCAUAGUCAAAUUGGAUGUACAUAGGUUGUUUGAAUGUUAAGAUCUAGUCCCUUAUAGAGUAUAUUCGAGUCAAAAUUGAGUUCCUAGCAAGGGAGCUGCUGGUCCUAUUUUUUAAUUGAUACACGUGCAUGGACUUGCUACUGACAGAAUAUUAAAGCAUUCUUUUUACUCAAGAACGAAA